UUGAAGAGAAGAAAAAUGCGCUUGGAUCACAAAGGAUGCCUCGAAGCGAGCACGACGCUGGAGCUAUGUCGCGAUCUGGCGCGAUGUGUUCUUGCCUCAUCGGGCCUGGAAUCUCGCCAGUGCGUAUUCUCGCAACGGUGAUCUGGAAGGCGCCAAGGCGGUGUUUGAUGCGAUGCCCGGUGGGAUCUUGUGCCCUGGACGACGAUGCUCGGCGCCUAUUCCCAGAUCGUGGACGCUGGUAGCGCCAGGGCGAUCUUCGAUCAGAUGGAAGAGCUCGGUCUCUUUUCUUGGAACUCGAUGCUAGCGGCGUAUUUCGAGGGCGGUAAUCUUGCAGACGCGAAGCUCCUGUUCAAGAAUGGAGCAUCGUUUCUUGGACGAUCAUGCUCAGUGUCUACUCCCAGCACGGAACUUGCAGACGCGAUGCUGGUGAGAUUAUCACUUGGCCGGGAGGGGCUCUUGCAAGAAGCCGAGAAUCUCUUCCAGGGAAUGAAGCAAAGAGGACUGGGAUCUUCCUUUUGCGAGGACGAUUUGUCGAUGGUGGAGGAAAGGUUUUGGAUUAAAAAGUUCCGGACAGCGCAGGAACUAAUAUGGUAAGCUCAUUGGAUUUAAAAACGUCUAGCUAGCCAAGCAAGCGCGUCAAAAGUUUCAAGGUUUCCAAGAGCUGGCAAUCAGGUUAUGAUAAGCUCGGGCAAAGAAGUCAAGGAAUUAAAAAGUUCAGCAUGGUUUCCAAGGCAGAAACGUUUGAUCCGAGGUCCAAGCAACGAGCACGGUUUUCUUCACUUUCGUGGACUAUGGAAGAACGUAAAAAUAAGUUUCCAGCAACUUGAUCAUCCCGAAGAUCCAAAA
This is a messenger RNA of Selaginella moellendorffii, 846 nucleotides long. Its product is annotated as pentatricopeptide repeat-containing protein At1g25360-like. Bases 205 to 594 code for a protein of 129 amino acids. NCBI's taxonomy places the organism in Eukaryota, Viridiplantae, Streptophyta, Lycopodiopsida, Selaginellales, Selaginellaceae. The transcript has 2 exons. Gene Ontology annotation, molecular function: protein binding. The record is from RefSeq and is a predicted model, not a curated record.